Symbiodinium sp. CCMP2456 is the source of this 1608-nucleotide messenger RNA. The record is from the annotation of a GenBank genome assembly. NCBI's taxonomy places the organism in Eukaryota, Dinophyceae, Suessiales, Symbiodiniaceae.
AUGGACGGUGCGGCCGUUGCCCCGUGCCCUGUGCUCAUCCAUACGGUGCAGCGAGAGUGGGCCUUCAGCUGCGGUGCAUGCGUGCAGCCGCUCGCAGAGAGUUGUUUGGGAAAGUGGAAGACCGUUCGUCAUGGGUGGAUGCCAUUACGAGCAGGCUGCGCAGCGGCACUCGCUUCGUCGAUCGGUCUCCGGACCGAGCCAAGGAACAGGCAGACAAGGCGACGAGCGUUGCAACUUAAUGAUGCACCCGGCUGCACGCAAAACGGUUGUGCAUGCGCAACGCAAGCAGAGAACUACCCCUUCAAGACCGACGAGGACUACCAGCUCCACCACCCAGCUGUCCGAAGGCUGACUGACUGGCGGAGAGCUUCAGAGCGAGCUCCACCCGAGGUUUUCGCAGCCGAGCCCUGUGACCAUCGCACUCGUGCAAAGCUCGCGGUUGCACCGAGCAAGGAUGGCGUGGUGCUCGGGCUUUUCAAGCGUGGCACACAGGAGGUCCUGCCUGCCCUCGGCUGCGCCGCCUUGCAUCCCACCCUGAAGGCUGCGCUGCUGCGGCUCAAAGGGACCCUGGAUCGCUUCCAAGCUUUGGCCAUCUACCAGCCCGGCGUCAAAAGCUCAGCGCAGAGCAGCCAAGGCGCCCUGCGCUUCGUGCAGCUGACGGUGGAGAGGGCAUCGAAUCAAGUGCAGCUCGUUCUGGUCUGGAAUCGCAAACGCGGACCCGCGAUUCCUGCCCUUGAACGGCUGGUGGAGCUGCUGUGGGAUGAUGAACCGGGAGAUCUUUGGCACUCGAUCUGGAUCCACUGGCGUGAGCCUAAGCCGAACCUGGGGAACUUCGUCUUCGCACUAGAGACCUCGGCGUGGGAGCUGGCACGGCCACGCGCCCUGGCCGGCGGACGAAGGCGUCCUGGAUUCGUGUGGGAGGCUUUAGAUGGCCUCGACUUCACCUUCGGGCCCUUUAACUUCCAACAGGCCAACCUCGCCGUGUUUGAGGAGAUCCUCCGCUGCUGCAACAUGAAAAGCCUCGUCGCAGAGACGAGUGAGCUGGUGGAGGAGCCUUUACGUCUGCUGGAGCUUCACGCCGGAGUAGGUGUGAUCGGCCUGAGUCUGGCGCACGCGUUGGCGAGUAGCCGUGGCUGGGCUUCUGUUGCUCUUCUCAGCUCCGACGAGAACCCUAAAUGUGUGGCACCCUUCGCUGCCAAUGCACGCAACAUCGUCCCGGACCUCGAAGUCGUAAGCGAGGACUGCAGCUUCAGACAAGCCGUCAGCUUCGCUCCGCUUGCUGCUGACGAAGUUCUGCAAAGGCUCGCCGACGCCGACAGGGGCCCGCACCUUUUAGUGGUGGAUCCGCCUCGCACUGGCCUAGCUCCGAGGGGCCGCAAGAAGGACGACGCCUGCGUCAGCUUGAUACGUUCCAUGCCCGACCUCAAGUUGCUCAUCUACAUGAGCUGUGGGCACAGCUCCUUCCGCAAGGACGCAUUUCAGCUCACGGCUUGCGACGAUGCUGGAGACUCGCCUGCGGGUCAGCCCUUCAAGCUCGUCGACGUCAAAUGCUAUGAUAUGUUUCCUUUCACGUCCCACAUCGAGACCGUGGGCCUCUUCGUGAGAUAG